Sphenostylis stenocarpa is the source of this 975-nucleotide messenger RNA. NCBI's taxonomy places the organism in Eukaryota, Viridiplantae, Streptophyta, Magnoliopsida, Fabales, Fabaceae. The record is from the annotation of a GenBank genome assembly.
AUGCAACAGAACAAAUGUGGGGAGAGUGGAAGUGGUAAGUUUACUUUGCAACAGCUCUUUCAACAAUCCAAGGUAAUUGAUGUAGAAGUCAUUAGUAUAGGAAUGGAUAUCACUUGUGAUUUUGCUAAUUCUGGAUUGAGAGAAACUAUGAUUCUCAUUCAUAGAUUCUCUAAAAACAUCCUUCGCACAAAGGAACUCUUUGCAUACAGGUCAAUUCAAAUGUUGGUUUCUGGACUGGUUUGGGGCUCAGUCUUUUGUAAUCUCAAGGAUGGUCUAGUGGGAGCAGAAGAAAGAGUGGGUCUAUUUGCUUUCAUUUUAACGUUUAUGCUAUCAAGCACCACCGAAGCUCUACCAAUUUUUCUGCAAGAAAGGGAUAUUCGAAUGAAAGAAACUUCUAGUGGAAGUUACAGAGUUUCAUCCUAUACUAUCGCGAAUGGCCUAGUUUACCUACCAUUUUUGCUCAUACUAGCUAUUUUAUUCGCAAUGCCUUUGUACUGGCUUAUUGGUCUCAACAGGAAUUUCUCGGCAUUUUUGUACUUUUUGAUGCUAAUUUGGCUAAUUCUUUAUACUGCAAAUUCGGUUGUGGUGUGUUUCAGUGCUCUGGUGCCCAAUUUCAUUGUUGGGAAUUUAAUGAUCGCUGGUGUCAUUGGUUCGUUUCUGUUGUUCUCUGGCUACUUCGUAUCAAAACAUGAAAUUCCAAGUUACUGGAUUUUUAUGCAUUAUAUAUCUCCAUUUAAGUAUCCCUUUGAAGGGUUUCUAAUACAUGAGUUCUCCAACUCAAAAAAGUGCUUCGAGUACUUGUUCGGCGCAUGCAUGGUGAGAGGAGAGGAUAUACUUAAAGAAGCAGAGCUAGGAGGGGAGAAUAGUAGAAGGAAGAAUGUUGGGUUGAUGAUGGGCUUCAUCCUGGUUUCCAUGUUCAUUUCUUAUGCAAUUCUUAGGUACCGAUGCUCUCAAGGAGUCAUCCUUAAAGCAUGA